AUGGCGUCCACGCUCCUCGAGCAGACGCGCGAGGCGCACGAGGCGAUCGAGCGCCUGGAACGAUUCAUCGUGAGCGACUUCAAGACCGAGGCGGUCACGCACAAGGAACGGCUCGCGCAGAACCACAGGGUCAACCGCGCGCUGGACGAGAUGGCGUCGCGCGCGAAGCGGCUGCGCGCGACGUACGAGGACGCCGACGGCGCGAGGAAGGAGGAGAUCGCCGCGCUCGGCGGCGGCGCGAACGUUUUCGCCGCCUUCUACGAUCGCCUGCGCGAGUCGAGGGAGUACCAUCGCGCGUACUCGGGGUUCCACGCCGCGGACCCGGAGCAGACGCUCGUGGCGCCGUUCCGAGAGAACGUCGCGAUCGCGUUCAGCGGCGAGGAAGCGAACGGGCGGUACCUGGAUCUGCACUUCGCGCACCGCGCGUUCGUGAACGGCGCGUUCGGACGGAAGUGCGAAUACAUCUCGUAUCUCGUCGACCUGGGCGCGGACGGCGCGUUCGCCUCGAGCGGCGGCGGAAAAGGCGGCGGCGACGACGCCGACGAUACCAAAACGAACAACGCGAUGACCCCGGACCGCGCGAAGAAGUUUACGAGGGCGUACGGCGAGUACCUGGACGGGCUGCUCGCGUAUUUAGGCGCGUUCUGUCUCACACUGGUCCCCAUACGAUCGCGUCGGCGUGGCGUGACGGCGGCGUUGAAAGCGGCGGGGCUCAAAGCCGGCGGCACCGCGACCGAACGCGCGGCGCGGCUGUGGAGCACGCGCGGGCGAACGCUCGCGGACCUCGACGCGAAGCUCUUCAACAAAGGGUUGCGGCCCGCGAGCGCGAUCGACGGCGCGGAGCGCGCGAAGCGCGAGGCGCGCGCGAAGGAUAUCGCGCGACGGGAGCACUUCAUCGCCGCGCUGCUCGAACACCUCUCUCAAGUGCUAGACGCGACUAAGGGCAACGUCGAGAAGAAGGCGACGCUGUCCGCCGCGGAGCUCGAGGCGGAGGCGGAGGAGGACGACGACUUCGUGGAGGAGGAGGCGAGCGACGAGGACGAGGAGGUGUACAACCCGCUGAAGCUGCCGCUCGGAUGGGACGGGAAGCCGAUUCCGUAUUGGCUCUACAAGCUGCACGGGUUAAACCUCGAGUUCACGUGCGAGAUCUGCGGGAACUACAGCUACUGGGGCCGGAGAGCGUUCGAGCAGCACUUCAAGCAGUUCCGGCACGUGCACGGGAUGCGGUGCCUGGGGAUUCCGAACACGAAAGCGUUCGCGGAGGUCACGUCCAUCGCGGACGCGCUCAGCCUUCACAAGGCUCUCGAUUCCAGAAAGGACGGGAAGUGGGACCGGAAGACGGACGAGGAGUACGAGGACGCGGACGGGAACGUGUACAACAAGAAGACCUAUGAGGACCUUCGGAAGCAAGGCUUGAUCUGA
Micromonas pusilla CCMP1545 is the source of this 1422-nucleotide messenger RNA. RefSeq lists its product as uncharacterized. The coding region runs from base 1 to 1422 and encodes 473 amino acids. Gene Ontology annotation, biological process: mRNA splicing, via spliceosome. The transcript is spliced from 3 exons. Gene Ontology annotation, molecular function: zinc ion binding; RNA binding. Lineage: Eukaryota; Viridiplantae; Chlorophyta; Mamiellophyceae; Mamiellales; Mamiellaceae. Gene Ontology annotation, cellular component: nucleus; spliceosomal complex. The record is from RefSeq and is a predicted model, not a curated record.